Messenger RNA from Hirundo rustica (Barn swallow), 4676 nucleotides. It is a transcript of the gene WDR41, whose product is annotated as WD repeat domain 41. Gene Ontology annotation, molecular function: protein binding. Gene Ontology annotation, cellular component: lysosomal membrane. Lineage: Eukaryota; Metazoa; Chordata; Aves; Passeriformes; Hirundinidae. The coding region runs from base 46 to 1425 and encodes 459 amino acids. The record is from RefSeq and is a predicted model, not a curated record. The transcript has 13 exons. Gene Ontology annotation, biological process: regulation of autophagy.
GCGUCGGUGCCGCAGCAGAGGCCGGGCGCGGUCCCGGCCCGCCCGAUGCUGCGCUGGCUGAUCGGCGGCGGCCGGGAGCCGCAGGGCUUGGCGGAGAAAUCCUCUGUACAGACAAUUGGUGAAGAACAGAUACAGAAUCCUUACACAGAGCUCCUCGUUCUGAAAGGCCAUCAAGAUAUAGUACGAUUCCUAGUGCAAAUAGAUGAUUGCAGGUUUGCAUCUGCAGGAGAUGAUGGAAUCAUAUUUCUGUGGAAUGCUCAGACUGGAGAAAAACUAUACGAACUUCAUGGGCACACACACAAAAUUACAGCUAUAGCACCAUUUUCCUCAUCAGAUGUUACUGAAGGAAAAACUGAUUUGAUUAUAACAGCAUCAGCUGAUAAAACAGUUAUUGUUUGGGACUGCGCUAGUGGCCAGCAGGUUCAGAAAGUGUCAUGUUUCCAUUCUACUGUAAAGUGUUUGACAGUUCUUCAAAGACUGAAUGUAUGGUUGUCUGGAGGGAGUGAUCUAUGUGUUUGGAACCGAAAAUUAGAUCUCUUGUGUAAGACCAGUCAUCUUACUGAUGCAGGCAUCAGUGCUUUGGUUGAAUUGCCCAAAAAUUGUGUUGCAGCAGCAGUUGGCAAAGAGCUAAUAAUUUUUAGGUUGAGUGCUUCUAACAAUGGGUCUGAAGGUUGGAAUAUCCUUGAACUAAAGCGCCUUGUUGACCAUCAGGAUAACAUUUCCUCAUUAGUCAGUGUCAAUGAUUUGACUUUUGUGACAGGUUCUCACAUGGGUGAGUUAAUAGUUUGGGAUGCACUUGACUGGACAAAGCAGGCAUCCGAGUGCAACUUCUGGGACUCCUCUGUCCAUCCAGAUGUACAGCCAGAAAUAAAGUUAUCCCAAAGCCCACAUGAAACUUCAGUUCAACACUUAACAUCUGAUGAGGAGUGUGUGUUUGCUGCUGUUGGGAAAGGCAUAUACGUAUAUAAUCUUCAAAUGAAGCGUGUGAUUGCCUGCCAGAGAACUGCUCAUGAUUCCUCUGUGCUGCACAUUGAGAAGCUUCCAAACAGGCAGCUGAUCUCCUGUUCAGAAGAUGGCAGUGUGCGCAUUUGGGAACUCAGAGAAAAGCAGCAGCUGCCAGCUGAACCAGUUCCUACAGGGUUUUUCAACAUGUGGGGAUUUGGAAGGGCAAACAAGCAGGCAAACCAAGCUGCUAAGAAGAUGCAUGACAAUACACCUGUGUAUUUCUUGGAGCUGGUUGGUGAUUUGAUUGGUCAUUCAUCAGCUGUGCAGAUGUUCCUGUACUUUGGUGAACUGGGAUUGGCUACAUGCUCUGCUGACCACCUCAUUAUUUUGUGGAAGGAUGGUGAACGAGAAUCUAGCCUCCGCAGUUUAACACUAUUUAAAAAAUUGGCACAAAAUGGUGAUUUGCAGCUCAAACUUUAAAUUGUUUGAAUAUAAGCUGCAUAUAUGUAAACUCUAUAUGUGUUAAACACAAGUGUAAAGGUACGUCUGAGCUACUGGGAAUCUGACUACUAGUAAGGUUUACACUUAAUGUCAUGCAUUAUAUCGGAACUUCUCUUAGUUGCUGCUCUUCUCAGAAGAGGAUUUUGCAUUUUGGUAUGCUCUGUCAGCAGAAAUGGUGUUCUCUUGAAAGACUGAAGGUAAUGAUGACUCAUUAUAGCUUCUAAUAUUAUUCUGAAUGUUUAAAAUUAUCAUGGGUGAGUGUCAAAAUUGAGAAUUGUGAAAUAUUUUCAAUGAAUCAUAAUUAAAGCAGUUGAGGGCAUCCACAGUGCUACAUACAGGAAGAAGGAAGAAGGCAUGGGAAGAAAUCUGCAGCUUCCUGCUUUAUUUAAUUUAUUUCUAGAAGCUGAACUUUCCUCACUGAUGGCUCAGAUUUGUGUGUAUACAGAAAACUGUGAAAGAAAGCAUUCUCAAAUAGGAAUUUUGCAUUUGAAGUUAAUAUUCUGCACCAAUGGUAAGAAAAAGAAAAAAAAAGGUAGGUAGUGCCAGUUUAUCAGGUUCUAAUUUUUGGCAAACUGAGGUACAUAGAAACUGUUUACUAGUAGUAGUUGCAGUUAUACUUGGAUUAGCCUACAUUACUGGAGUUUAUACAGCACAGUUACUAAGUCUAGCAUGCAGUGUAAUUAGUUUAGCUUGGCCUUUCCAUAAUGCAUUCAUCAAAUUAAUUUCUAUCUAAUAAAAAGCAUUUGCCUUACCAUGAAUUUUCAGAAUGUAAAAUACUUUCUUAAGCAGUAGGAGUUGAUCUGUUCAAUAGUAGUGAAACUGUGUUUUGCCAUAUGAAUACUAAAUUCUCAGCUGAAGUCUGACUUCAGAGACAUCUGCACCAAGUUUGUAAGGGAGAUAGUAUUCCAGAGUUAAAAAAUAAGUAUCUAAGUACACAGGUGCUAAGAGUUUUGAGAUAGCAGUAGCUAAACAGGAGUAGGGAAAGAAAUAAAAACUAAAACAUAAAGCUCAAACAACAGCAACAAAAACACAAAAGCAAAAAACUAAUCAACCAGACAAACAAGCAAAUAAUCCCACUACCCUCCCAACAACAACAACAAACCAGAAAAUGAAGCAAAAUUAAACCCAAAACUAAUACAAAGAAAGUGUGAGGGAGGACAAGUUAAUGAGUGGUACAUUCCCAUUUGAACAGAGAAGAGCUAGGGAAAAGGGAAAGUUUGGGAACUUAGUGGUCAUAAAACUAGGUAGAAGAGAGUGCUGCUAUCCUCAGGUCUACUCAGAAGAUACAGCACUUAAAUGGUGUAGGAAUAAGUCUUGUGCAACUUUUCAGUGCCGUCUCUUCCCUCUGAAUCAAUGAGGAUUGUUUUCAGGACAGGAAACUACAUGGCUGUAAUUCCAGACUUCAGAUACAGUGGCUGCAGUAAGUGCGAUUAGAACAAAGGGCUAAGCAGAUUCUUGCAAGAGUAGGAGCAAAAGGAGAAAGUUCCUAGCUUCCUAGAAGAAACCAAAGAGCGUUUUAGACUUGUAUGCCCCAGCAGCAGUGGGCACUUGCCUUUCUCCUACCACUCAGAAGCCCAGCUUUGCCUUUUGAGUCUUAUUGUGAAACCAUAGUCUUCUCUGGAAAGCAGGGCAGAGGGGCAGUAAGAUUUUGAGUUGUAAUUUUUCCCUGCCUAGUCAAGUUGUAUGGCUAAUCUUACUUGAGUAUAGAGCUCAAAAUAACAUAUUUAAAACCCACAAAACAGAUGGAGGAAUUGUUAAAUUACCCUCUCCUUUCAAUUCUGGGAGGUUAAAUCAGUGUUAAAGCUUGGCCUACAUGUUCUUUGCUAAGGUUGACUAUUCUGUUGACCCUUGUAGGAAAGGCAUUUGGAUUGCAGCUGAGGAUAACAUGCCUUUGGGUGUAUGGUAUUAAACUUGCAAGAGGAAGCAUGUAAAGUCUGCAUUGCUUCAGCUUCCCUUCAUCAGCAGAUGUUGCAUUUUUGGCUUGCCCAGGAGGAGCUGGGGAGAUAAAACCUUUCUUUGGAUCUUUUUUCCUUGUUUUAAUUCCUCAAUAACUAUUUGGUUGUAUAUAAUGCUUGUGUGUACACAUUGUUAUGACAUCUUUACAGUGAAAGCUUAUAAGACUUAGGUUUUUUGGAGAGUGUCCUGCUGUCUUCAGCUAUACGUAGAGAGAAGGAAGAUCAUAUGUUUUUAUCUCUUCUUAUAUCAUGAGAACAACUAUUUCCUUUUUAUGUGACUACUUUUAAAUGAAUACCUAGUAGAGAAACAGACUUACUUAACUGAAGAGUUCUAAUCACACAACUCACUGUGCAGCUUUAAAUAGUCCUAUAUGCAUGUAUAAAUAUUUAUCAAAAGUGCCGUUGUUCUCAUAUAUGCUCCAUUGGCAGUAGAUCUUUCUAGAGUCUCUUCUUUUAAAGAUGGUUGACUUAACAGCACUGAGUUCUUUGUUUUACAGAUGAACUUAGAGUCUAACAGAGAACAUAGGCAUAUAUCCCACUCCUUUGUUAAAUGAGAGUUUGUCACCUGCUGUUGGGAGAUGCAGUGAGCAGAAUUAUGGUGACCAGAUGAGACUUUUUACAUCUGACUGACGUCCUAAAUUUUUUUCCGCCUUACAGUAACGUUGAAUUCCAUAUGUUCACACUAUGGAAGUAAAUAUCAGACCUACUCUUAACACUUUUAUGACUCUGAGGUGGCUGUUUUACAUCUGUGUACUGACAACAGCAUGAAACAAGCGGUUGUUAGUACACUGAAGUAGUCUAGGAGAUCUGAUACAAUUGGCAGAUGAUGAUUAAUCUGUGCUGGUUUAUUUUGCUAUUAAAGAGGACCUGUAUCCACACAAAUAGCUUUUUUGGGGCGGUGUGGUUUUUUUUUUGCGGUGUGGGUUGUUUUGUUUUUUGUGUUUUGUUUUGUUUUGUUUUUUUGUUUGUUUUGGUUUUUUGUUUGUUUGUUUUUUUGUUUGUUUGUUUGGGGUUUUUUUGUUGUUUGUUUGGUUUUUUGUACAGACUGACUGUGGGAAGAAACACAAGAUCCUGCAACAAAUAAUACUGAUUCUGUCUUAAUACCUUGGCCUCAGUUCUGGUUCACAAGUUGAACUUUAUUUUUUUGAUGCUUUCCACUGUUGACAUUUUGUUCUGUGUGACAGAAGUGUGACAAAAAUUAUGAAUUAAAUGUUCUACAUGGAUGUUGUCUUACAAUGUUGCUAUAUUUAACAAAUUAAAUUAACAAAGCUUAAA